CGACAGCUGGAAAACGAAAGGAAAGGAUUGAAAAGAGGGAGGAAGAGUAAAGCAGAAGCCUUGAAAAGUGAGAGGGAUAGUAGCGCUAGUUCAACUCUGAGCGUAAAGUCCUGGCUAAAAAGAAAAACAAGAGUCGAUUCGAGUGAAAGCGAAAAGGAAGAAGAAAGAAAAACAAAGAAAACCAAAAAGAGAUCACCGGCAAAGAACGUGAAGAGCAAGAUGGAAAAUUUGGAAGGUAUAAGAGAAAUGAUAAAGGAGUUGCUGAAUCAGCAGAAAAAGGAAAUAAUAGAAAAAAUGGAAAAAGAUAAAGAAGAGUUAAAAAAUGAAUGGAAAAUAUACAAGAAGGAGUUUGAGAAGAGAGAAGCUCUAAGAGAUAAGGAGAUAGAAGAACUGAAAGAAGAAAUACGAGAUAUGAAGAAGAAAGAAGAA
Molecule: messenger RNA, 429 nt
Organism: Cyphomyrmex costatus
Lineage: Eukaryota; Metazoa; Arthropoda; Insecta; Hymenoptera; Formicidae
Product: caspase recruitment domain-containing protein 11-like
Exons: 1
Source: RefSeq, a predicted model, not a curated record